AUGGAAAAGACUACCGACAAGAUUCCAACAAUUUUAAUUGUUGGAGCAGGUAUAGGUGGACUUAGUUUUUAUCAUUCAGUUCGAAAAAACCUUGGACAAAAAUUUAAAGUUAAAAUAUUCGAACGUGAGACUAGUCCUCAAGAUCGAUGGCAAGGUUAUAAUUUAUUUAUUAAUAGGAAAGGGAUCACUUCUUUAUUCUAUUGUACACCAGUAGAAGUUCAAGCACGUCUUCCUGAAGCCAUGCCAGAUCCAAUCCCUAAGGAGAAACAUUCUAUAACGAUUGUCGACCAUGUUGGAAGAUGUCUGCUUAGUCUACCACAAUAUAAAGCUAAGAACGUUUAUGAAAUAGAAAGUCUUAAGCAUGAUUUCGCCGGUAUAGUUACAUAUCGUAAUAUAUUGAGAGAUGUUUUAUUAGAAGGUGUUGAUAUUCAGUGGGGUAAAAAAUGUGUUGGAUACGAAGAAAGUGAUGAUGGAGUUUGGGUAUUGUUCGAAGAUGGAACAAGAGAAUUUGGAGAUUUAUUAAUUGGUGCAGACGGAAUUAAUUCACCAAUUCGAAAACAAAAGGUUCCUGACUUGGAAAUUUUUGAUCUUGGUGUAGCAGGUGUCGAUGUAGAUGUUGCGAUAUCAAAGGAUUUGGCCGAACGAUUGAUGUCCAUAUAUGGAAAUUCAUUAUUACAGCAAUCAAUUGGUCGAAACGGAGAUUCAUCUUUUUCAAUUAUGCGCUUUAUACCAAUCGAUCAAUUAGACGUACCAAGAUAUAGGAUUACCUUUAGUUAUAAUUACCCGACAAAUCUCGAUAUUAAAGAUAAUAUAUUGAUUGACGAUAAUGACCCAAACUCAGUUAUAAAACAUACAAUUUCAAGAAUUAAACAAUCACGUCCACCUUGUGAGUUAACAGAUCUAAUGAUUGAAAUAUUUUCGUUGGUUCCGUUUUCUCAUCCGGGUGAAAAGCAUCCAUUUAGAACAUAUAACCCUCCACGGCGUCGUCAACUUCGUGAUAUUAAUCCAUUAUCUGUCCCACCUUGGAAUGAUGAUAGAAUCGUUUUGUUAGGUGAUGCUGCUCAUGCAAUGACUCCACGAUUAGGAUUAGGACGCCGACCUGUUGACCAAGGAAUUACUUAA
Cetraspora pellucida is the source of this 1122-nucleotide messenger RNA. NCBI's taxonomy places the organism in Eukaryota, Fungi, Glomeromycota, Glomeromycetes, Diversisporales, Gigasporaceae. The record is from the annotation of a GenBank genome assembly.